GUUUCUGGGCGCCAGGGUCGGCACCAAAACAUGGCAGAGGUUGGGUCCAAGUCAGUGCUGUUCGUGUGUCUCGGUAACAUUUGCCGGUCACCCAUUGCAGAAGCAGUGUUCAGAAAAUUGGUAACUGAUGAAAAGGUUUCAGAUAAUUGGGCCAUUGACAGCAGCGCCGUUUCCAACUGGAAUGUGGGCCGGCCCCCAGAUCCAAGAACUGUCAGCUGCCUAAGAAAUCAUGGCAUUAGCACAGCCCAUAAGGCAAGACAGAUUACAAAAGAAGACUUUGCGACAUUCGAUUAUAUACUAUGUAUGGAUGAAAGCAAUCUGAGAGAUUUGAAUAGAAAAAGUAAUCAAGUUAAAAACUGCAAAGCUAAAAUUGAGCUACUUGGAAGCUAUGAUCCACAGAAACAACUCAUUAUUGAAGAUCCUUAUUAUGGCAAUGACUCUGACUUCGAGGUAGUGUACCAGCAAUGCCUUAGGUGCUGCAAGGCCUUCCUGGAGAAGACUUACUAGCUGGUCCCGACCACCAUCGUUGAGCGAGCCACUGACUCAUCAGUGCUAUGCCCAAGGGUGGUGGCAGUCCUUAGCCCCAUGUCCCACCUCUCUUCAGCUGACUUACUGUAUAUUUUAAGAUAACUGUAGGUGGAAAUUAGGCAUAUGUUCAGAAGGAUAAAAACAUUUGAGUGAGACAGUUUGAGGUAUGGCUAAGCAUUAGACUAACUAAACCUCUGACCUUGCCGUAAUUACAAAAUAGUGGAACAAACAAAUACUGGAACAAGCAAAUAUGGAACAAAAGAAAACCCAAUAAAGUAAGAAUAACCUACAAGGUCCAGGUCAACCUCUGAGCCCAGCAAACCAGGGUAGUCUGGUCUGUCUGGAGUGUGUGCGUGGCCAGCACGUGGUGUGCUGUUUGCCUGCCUUAUUAAGAGUCUAUUCUAGACUCUUACUGUGACAGUAUCUCCAUCCAUGGCAGCCUUCCAUUUAACACUGGAAGAUUUGAACCCAGACACACUGAGGGUAUUCAGGUGUUUGAGAGAAGGGAAACUGGAUAUGAUGACAGGCCAGGAACUCCAGCAGGCUGUCCUGUGCUGUACAGUGACACCCUGUCUAAAA
Molecule: messenger RNA, 1107 nt
Organism: Arvicanthis niloticus (Nile rat)
Lineage: Eukaryota; Metazoa; Chordata; Mammalia; Rodentia; Muridae
Source: RefSeq, a predicted model, not a curated record